Molecule: messenger RNA, 3350 nt
Organism: Petromyzon marinus (sea lamprey)
Lineage: Eukaryota; Metazoa; Chordata; Hyperoartia; Petromyzontiformes; Petromyzontidae
Product: creatine kinase B-type-like
Biological process (GO): phosphocreatine biosynthetic process
Molecular function (GO): creatine kinase activity
Source: RefSeq, a predicted model, not a curated record
GGGCAGGGCGGGAGCUGACGCAGCGACCUUGAGUCCUCGAGCGCUCAGCACACGGACCGACCCCCCCCGCCUCUGUCACUCGCCUCAGCCUCCUCGCCCUCCACACCGGGAGAGCUGCUGCGCCUUCGACCUCCUUCAUCUCGUGAGAAAUCGCCCAGGAGGAGCCGCCAUGCCGUUCAGCAACACCCACAACGCGUUCAAGCUGCGCUACUCGUCCGAGGCCGAGUUCCCGGACCUGAGCCAGCACAACAACCACAUGGCCAAGGUGCUCUCGCCCGAGAUGUACGCGGCCCUGCGCGAGAGGCACACGCCCAGCGGCUUCACCCUGGACGACGUCAUCCAGACCGGGGUAGACAAUCCGGGCCACCCGUUCAUCAUGACGGUGGGCUGUGUGGCGGGAGACGAGGAGUCCUACGAGGUCUUCAAGGAGCUCUUUGACCCCAUCAUCCAGGACCGGCACAACGGCUACCUGCCCACGGACACGCACAAGACCGACAUCGACGCAGACCACCUCAAGGGGGGGGACGACCUGGACCCGGACUACGUGCUGAGUAGCCGCGUGCGCACCGGGCGCAGCAUCCGGGGAUUCUGCCUCCCCCCGCACUGCAGCCGCGGGGAGCGCCGAGCCAUCGAGAGCCUCUCCAUCGAGGCCCUGAGCCAGCUGGACGGGGAUCUGCAGGGGAAGUACUACGCGCUCAAGAGCAUGACUGACGCCGAGCAGCAGCAGUUGAUCGACGACCACUUCCUGUUCGACAAGCCCGUCUCCCCGCUCCUUCUCGCGUCCGGCAUGGGCCGCGAUUGGCCCGACGGCCGCGGGAUCUGGCACAACGACACCAAGAAGUUCCUCGUGUGGGUCAACGAGGAGGAUCACCUCCGCGUCAUCUCCAUGGAGAAGGGCGGCGACAUGAAGUCUGUCUUCCAGCGCUUCUGCACCGGCCUCACCAAGAUCGAGGAUAUCUUCAAGCAGAAGGGCCACCCGUUCAUGUGGAACGAGCACCUGGGCUACGUGCUCACGUGCCCCUCCAACCUGGGCACGGGGCUGCGUGCCGGCGUGCACAUCAAGCUGCCCCACCUCAGCAAGCACGCCGGCUUCGGGGACACGCUCAAGCGCCUGCGCCUGCAGAAGCGCGGCACGGGCGGCGUGGACACGGCGGCCGUCGGCGGCGUCUUCGACAUCUCCAACGCCGACCGCAUCGGAUUCUCCGAGGUGGAGCUCGUCCAGAUGGUGGUGGACGGCGUGAAGCUGCUCGUCGAAAUGGAGAAGCGCCUGGAGAAGGGCGCCAGCAUCGACGAUCUCGUGCCGGCGCCCAAGUGAGAGGAGCCCGGCGCCCUCUUCGGUGAUGGGGGGGGGGGGCGGUGGUGGAAGAUCAGCCGCUCGCCUGCCCACCCGCCCGCCCGCCCGCUCGCCCGCUCGCUCGCCCGCCCGCCCGCCCACCCGCUCGCUCGCUCGCCCGCCCGCUCGCUCGCGCGUCUGCCGCUCGCCACAAUAUUUUGCCUGUCCGUCCAGCUGUCUGCUCGUCGAAACGCUCACCUGUCAAUAUACUGAACCGAUCAAACUGUCCGUCUGGCGAACCGCUCACCGAAACGCUCACCUGGCCGUCCGACCCUCUCUGUUCAUCGAUGCGCUCAGCAGUCCGUCCGUCUGUUCGCUUGGCUUGCGUGCUAUAAGCUCCCUGAUUCAGCCGUCUACCCACACACCUGGGCAUCCAGAUACUAACCAGCUCACCUGCGCGCCCACCCACGUACCCGGGCAGCUGAAAGUCAGCAUACCUAUAAACCUACUUACACAGCCACCUACCCACCCGCUUCCCUACCUGCCCAGCUACCAAUCUGCCGAGCCACUUACUCGCAUACCCAACCACCGCAACCUUACCCGACCUAUCCAGCGCAACCGCCUACCGAAGUGUACCCCACGUACCCAACCACCCGAGCACCUCCCCACUCAGCUACCUUUAUCAUUACUCUGCGUUGGUAGCUCACGUGACGCCAUCCCGCCUCACCCCCCUCACCUCACCCCCUAGCCCCCCCCCACCACAUCGAGUGAUGUCUAAUGAUGUAGCCCCCCACCACCCCCCCCCCCCCCGUGUUACAACGCGCGUGGUGUGAUUUAUUUUUUAUGAUUAUUGUGAUCAAUUGUUAUCCGGUAGUAUAUAUUUUGGGGAUUGUAAUUUAGUGGUUAAUUGUUAUGAUCAUGAUGGUGAUGACGAUGACUCCGAUUAUGAAGGUUGACAUAGGUCGUGAUUAGGGCAUUGUGGUGAUGAUGAUGGUGAUGAUGAAGGUGAUGAUGGUAAUUAUGAUGAUGAUGAUGGCACCCAAUGAACGUUAACUCUCAUCGUGAGAGGCAAUGAUGAUCGUAAUAAUGACUUCAUAUAUUGUGAUGAUGGUGGUGGUAGUAUAUUUUUGGGGGAUUAUAAUUUAGUGGUUAAUUGUUAUGAUCAUGACGGUGAUGGUGAUGAUGACUCCGAUUAUGAAGGUUGACAUAGGUCGUGAUUAGGGCAUUGUGGUGAUGAUGAAGGUGAUGAUGAUGGUAAUUAUGAUGAUGAUGGCACCCAAUGAACGUUAACUCUCAUCGUGAGAGGCAUGACUUCAUAUAUUGUGAUGAUGAUGAUGGUGGUAGUGGUGAUGAUGUUGAUGCGGUUAAUGAUGAUUUCUAAAAGAGGUUAGAGGCAUUUCAGAUGGCGGUACCACACUCGUUCUCUUCCACCUCAAGCCCACACGGACACACACACACGCAAAUAGUAAUCAAAUGCUGCUAAAAUAAACAUAAGAACGCUGUAUGCCACGUGUAUUACACACACACGCGCAGUGAGAGAUGCAUCACCACACGUACACACGCAGGUACACAAUAUAUUCCUAAUGACAUCACCUUUAGCCUAGGGAAAUAGAUGAGGUCAGCGUUGAUCUGUAUCGGGUCCCGCGUGACGCUACUCCACUCUUCCCUUGCCUCUCUGCCUCUCUCUCUCUCUCACAAUUAAAAUAACAUAUACAGAGGCAGGGCCGUCCAUAUGAGUGGGAAACUCAUCCAGUGUGACACCCCUCCACCCACAACGCCUUCAAAAUAAAUCGAAAGUAUUACAUCUGACACUGUGACGUCGAAGCGCGGGCCCCCCGCCACUCCUCCCACCAAAGCGCGGGCCCGGGGCGGUCGCCCGUGAUUCGCCGUGCACUCGAGGGACGGCUCUGCCUAGAGGCUGAGAGGCCACUUAACUCAACCCCCCCCGGUCUUCCUUGAGAGAAGGGGGACGGACCACCCCCCCCCCCUCCUCUGUCACCAGUGGACCUUGUUUUCUAUGGAAGUCGCUCGAAACUGCGAUCGAUAGAAAACAAAAUAAAAACGGAUGAGACGCGAA